Serpula lacrymans var. lacrymans S7.9 is the source of this 456-nucleotide messenger RNA. RefSeq lists its product as uncharacterized. The annotation marks the transcript as partial. The record is from RefSeq and is a predicted model, not a curated record. The transcript has a single exon. Lineage: Eukaryota; Fungi; Basidiomycota; Agaricomycetes; Boletales; Serpulaceae.
CGUAUCGUGGAGCUGAGUGACUACAUCGUUAAUCACGAUAACUUCUAUCGGCAUAUUGCGAUGGCUGUAGCAGCAGUUUUUCGAGAUCCUCAGAAGACGCACUGCUUGGUAAAGAACGGAAAAGUGCUCUGUAACACAAAAGUCAUUCAAGGGAAUAUUCAGAAAAUCUUACCGUCGUAUACAUUUUUUCUGGCCGAAGCGGAGCCUCCUUUUCACCGUCUGUGUUUUCCAGUAAAGGGAGAACAAUAAACAAAAAGGAACGCCAACAACUUGAACAGAGCACACAAACAUGCCCAAGAGAUGUGGUGUGAGCGCGAAAGAGUGAGAGCUGAGUAUAUGUUGCUUUGCACCCAUUCUGCAACUAGAACUCUCUAAUGGAAAAAUAGUUCAUCGGCAGCACAAGUUCUUUGCUCCGGAAUGUUGCGCAUGUGCAAACAAUCGCCGCCAUGCGCGCCU